AUGAUUGGCGCUUAUAGAACAAAGGCCCUCGCGGCGCCUUUGAUAUCUAGCAUCACGAUAAUUGCACUUCUUGCUCCAGUUACGCAAGCCCACGAACACGAUACAGGUCAAAUUCCCGAAGGCGAAACUAUUUCCCUAGAGCCACUGGAUACGAUAUUAUGGAUUCACAUAUUAAUCCAAAUGCUGGCUUACGGCGUUAUCUUCCCAGUUGGUAUGGUUUUGGGUAUGACCAAGAAUCGAUGGCAUGUCCCAACCCAAGCUGUAGGCACGAUCCUCGCUAUUCUUGGCUUUUUCCUCGGCCACGCGCAUAAGGGCCGCCAGUUCAUCCCCAACCAUGUUCAUGGAAAGUUCGCACACAUUCUUCAGCUUACCCUCGCUGCGCAAGUCAUUCUUGGGUUGUACCUCAAGGGUCAUUGGGAGAAGGGUAUCAAUGGCAAGAUCAGAAAGUUAAUUCGUCCAUUCCAUUCCAUUAUUGGAAAGCUGAUGCCAAUAAUGGCCUGGACACAAAUGAUCUUUGGUGGUAUUACUGCCCUCGGCUUUUGUCAAGGAGAUCACACCGGCCAAUGCGCCGCUCAUUUCAUCAUGGGGGGCGCAUUCAUCGCUUACGGUAUUCUUCUCACAAUCCUCUUGGUUGUUGGUCAGCUUUGGAUUCGCCGAAACGGCCGGUCUCAAGAGUUUUACGAUAGCGCAACAAUUGCCGCAUGGGGUUGUAUCAACACCUUUACCGAGCACCGCUGGGGCACCGACUGGGUCAAGAAUGACUGGCAGCAUACCACAAUGGGUGUUAUAUGGUGGUCGGCUGGUCUGGUAGGUAUCUGGCUCAGCAAGGACCGCGAUGGAAACCCAAAGCGCAACUUUAUUCCCGCUUUUGUCAUCUUUAUUACUGGAUGGGGUAUGUCUGCUCAUCCCCAGGAGCUCAUGGUUAGUGCUGCCACGCACACCAUGUUCGGAUACACUCUUAUGGGAGUCGGUAUCACUCGAGUUAUCGAAAUUGCUUUUGUCCUGAGAGAUGCGCACUCCAUCUCAGAAGACGGCCGAUCAGCCAAUAGCUUCCAGUUUAUUCCCUGUUUCCUCAUGUAUGCCGCCGGCUUCCUUUUCAUGGGCGCUACAGAAGAGCAGAUGAAGCUCGUUGCCGGUUCCUCUAUGGAUCACAUUUCGUACAUCCUCAUCACCUACUCGCUUGCGUCUCUGAUGUUUUUGUUCGUCAACAUUCUCAUUGGCCUCUGGGAUCGUCUUGCCCACCCCGUCUUAGACACAAAGGAGCUCGGUGCCAACCACUACGCCAAUGGUUUAACAGUUGAGAACGGCCAAUUACGAGAUGCCCAGGAGUUUGAAUUGCAUGGAUUAAUGAGCGAUGAUGAUGAUGAUCCCAGUCGACAAAUGCUCAACCCUGGCAAUGCGUGA
This is a messenger RNA of Fusarium venenatum, 1404 nucleotides long. RefSeq lists its product as uncharacterized. The record is from RefSeq and is a predicted model, not a curated record. Lineage: Eukaryota; Fungi; Ascomycota; Sordariomycetes; Hypocreales; Nectriaceae.